Molecule: messenger RNA, 1977 nt
Organism: Puccinia graminis f. sp. tritici CRL 75-36-700-3
Lineage: Eukaryota; Fungi; Basidiomycota; Pucciniomycetes; Pucciniales; Pucciniaceae
Exons: 4
Coding region: 1-1836 (611 amino acids)
Biological process (GO): asparaginyl-tRNA aminoacylation
Cellular component (GO): mitochondrion
Molecular function (GO): DNA binding; ATP binding; asparagine-tRNA ligase activity
Source: RefSeq, a predicted model, not a curated record
AUGCUCGCUUACUCCGCAAGAAGAGUGGCCGUCAAGCCAGAUUUGCACACCGUCGCAUGUGCCCUCAAACCAAGAGUCACUCGGAGAAUCUCAACUGGGCUAACCCGAAGCAUAGUUACUGAGGACCUGAUAAACGCGAAAGAAAAGAAACAAUUGAGCUUUGUUGAGAUCGCUAAUCACAUUGGGAGAUCAGAAAGCUGGACUGCCGGACUAUUUUAUGGCAAGAAUCAACCGACUACAACAGAUCUUCAGAAAUUGACUGAAUUGCUUAACCUACCACCAACUGAGGAUCAAUCCAACCCUCUUACAUCCUCCAUCUCGCCUGAUUCAAGUUCAUCGUUAUUCCCUGUGAUCGAGGAAAUCUUGCGACUUCCAACCUGCGAAAACCGUCUGGUUACAGCCUGUGGAUGGAUCAAGACGAUUCGGAAACAGAAGAAUGUAUCAUUUGUUGAACUGAUUGACGGCUCAACACCACAUCACUUACAAGUUGUCGUCGGACCCAAGGACUCGGAAGAGCUUGAAACUGGUUGUGCGAUCCGAGUCACUGGAAACUUAGUUUUGAGUCGUGGUAAUGGGCAAUCAAAGGAGCUCAAAGCACGUUCAGUGAACUUGGUUGGCCCAUGCUUGGCACUCGAAUACCCUCUGCAAAAGAAAACACACGGCGCAGCGUUCUUAAGAAGGAUCCCUCAUCUGCGCGUUCGUACACACGAGACCAGCGCACUCAUGCGGAUACGAUCGACGAUGAUUCAAGAAGCAUCCUCAUUCCUGCAUGCCCAGCAUUUCUUUCGCUCCGAAACACCAAUCAUCACGUUCAACGAUUGUGAAGGCGCGGGAGAAGUGUUCUCCGUCAGACCCGACAGCCAAUCAAAAUCAUCUCUCCAACCACCCAUCACAAUAUCGGAAAAAGUACCUAACUCGGCACCCGAGUCUGCCGCCUCCCACGAAUCACGGUUCUUUGGACGCGAGGCUUUCCUCACCGUGUCGGGGCAAUUGCAUUUGGAAGCUCUCUCGGCCAGUCUCGGAAGAGUCUACUCAUUCGGACCAGCUUUCCGGGCCGAACGGUCUCAGACAAAUCGACACCUUGCCGAAUUUUGGAUGCUCGAAGCUGAAUUGUCAUUCAUUGAAGACCUAGAAAGCCUGAUAGUAUUACUAGAAAAUUUAAUCAAGUCCAUUAUUCAAAAUCUUCACCAAUCUGAUAGUCUCUCCUCCCUAGACCUUCAGUCCCUUCGGGCCCCCAAAGAGCCGUACAAUUCCACGUCAAAAAGCUGGCCUCGGAUAACAUACACCGAAGCGGUGGAGCUCGUCCAAUCGCAUCAUGAGGAACAUCCUUCUGAAGCCAAUAGACUUCCACCCAUUACUUGGGGUCAACCACUGGCAUCUGAACAUGAGAAGUGGCUUUCGGGAACCUAUGCCCGAGUGCCGAUUUUCGUGACGGAUUAUCCGGCUUCAAUCAAACCGUUUUACAUGAGACAGACUGCAAAACCCUCUGACUUGUCUCAAAAGCGCAAAACUGUCGCAUGCUUCGACUUGCUGGUUCCGGGAGUUGGAGAAUUGGUGGGCGGAUCGCUACGAGAAUCGAAUCUGACCAAGUUACAAGAAAACAUGAUGCAAAAGGGGAUGAUUACCGGAGGGGAAGCGGUCGAUGAUAGUCUGUCUAACGCACAUGAGGGUCAAGAUCACAAGUUUCAAUGGUAUCUUGAAUUGCGAAAAUUUGGAAACCCUCGCACUGGUGGGUUUGGCAUCGGUUGGGAGAGGCUUUUGUCUUGGAUAACGGGGGUGGAAAAUGUUCGAGAAUGUAUUGCUUUUCCGCGUGUGACCGGAUCGGGUCAUUGCUGAACAUAUAUAUCUCCAUCACUUCAUAGCCAUUGAUUAUAUUUACAGAUUUGAUGCCCUUUUCAAUUUUUGUUACAAUCUGCUCCAUCGCUGGUUUUCUUGCUGUGGCGCCUCCACAAUCUUCACGGAAAUAUAUGUAUUUUC